Messenger RNA from Copidosoma floridanum, 2111 nucleotides. RefSeq lists its product as uncharacterized. NCBI's taxonomy places the organism in Eukaryota, Metazoa, Arthropoda, Insecta, Hymenoptera, Encyrtidae. The record is from RefSeq and is a predicted model, not a curated record.
AUGCCGAUGCUCGCACUGCUCCACCUGGCUUUCGAGCUGCCCUACCUCGCCGAGGCCUUGCACGACGCCAGAGGCUGCAACCGAACGGUCAGAAAUUCAGUGGGUUGGAUCAGGUGGACGGGGAGGAUGGGCAGGUGCGUCAUUAGAAUCAGGACGCCCUUGAAGGACCCUCAGGUGAUAGAGAUGAGAAUCAGGAGAAUGCAAGUCGGCGUUUUGAAGAACUCCCGCUGCGUCGGGGCUUACGUGCAGUUUUCCGACGAACUGGAGGACCUCGACGAGAGCACGGGUCGCUACUGCGGACACGUAACCGGCAACGCGACAAGGUUGUUCCUCCGCCGAGGGCCCGACCUGACGGUCCUCCUCGACUCGGAGAGCCGCUUCGCCGCGGACAACCCGGUGAUAUUCUCCGCGCAGUUCUCGAUCCUGCCAGCGAGGCUCGUCAACGAGCGCCACUACGUCCAACAGCAGCCCCCGGCCGUGGAAACGGGAGUGGCCAUGGCGAUGCAGCAGCAACUACUGCCGGCCGAGGCCCUCACCGGGGAGUGCCCCUUCGAGUGCCAGAUACGAAACGACCGGCGGACCUGCAAGCUCGUCUCACCCGGCUGGCCCGGGGUGUAUCCCCGAGGGAUCAGGUGUCGCGUGGCGAUGGAGUCGAGCGCCGGAAGGUUUCGCCUGGGUGGCAGUCCCGAGGACUUGUACAACCUGAUGAACCACACGAGCCAGGAGGCCUGUCGUUCCGAGUUUUGCGAGCAAGAGCACGUCCAGGCGGACCAACAACUCCAGAGCGACCGGGACGACGAGGACGAGAUGAUGAUCCUCCCCGCGUCCCCGAGGCCGAUUAAGAAGCACGAGCGUAAAAGGGCCAAAUCGGGCAGGCAUCGCGAGGGUCUCCAGCUGUCCUUGGAGAUCGAGGCCGAUCGGGACGAGCACUCGGCUAGGGGCGAUCGCAACCGGGGACUCGACGACGCGCUCUUCUGGUCCAAGAGCAGAGGUGGGAGGCGGGGCCAGCACCACCGGCACAGGCAACACCAGCAGCGGUCGCCGGCACACCACCACCACCGGCGGCUACCGUCUUCCCGCAGCUACCUCGGCAGCAUUAGUUGCGUGGGCGAUUAUUUGGCGCUCCUCGAGAACGUGGACGGUCGGCUACUGGAGAUCGGCAAGUUCUGCGGGGAGGGCCGGGUACCGCAGAUCAUGUCGCGCGGCAGCAACAUCGUCGUCGAGUUUCACGCCGAGCGGGACGGCACCAUCAUGCACGACGGCUUCCACCUGAGCAUCCAGGAGUCCGAGGCCCUGCCCACGGCCCUGGCGAGCAGCAGCCUCCAAGCUGGCUCGCAACGGGACGACCAGCCGGGCUGCGACUUUGUCUAUCAGUCGUGGGUGCGCUCGCGCGACAGCGUCAAGUCCCUGAGGAGCUGGUACCCGCCGGGUACGCUGUGUAGUUACCGGUUCACCGGCCGGCCCGGGGAGAGGGUGUCCGUUCUCCUGAAGAUCGUGCGAGACGAGGAGGCUACCCCGUCGCCGGCGGUCCAGCGGAACUCGAGCAACAGGCGCAGUACCAUCAACGAGACGGCCCUCGGUGGUGCCGACCACUGUCCUGGCAACGAGAUUGCCGUGUACAACGCCACCCACUCGAACGGCAGCUUCCUCAUGUGGUCCUUUUGCGACGCUACCCACACCGACAUCAACAAUUUGCAGGUACCCAUCGUGUCUACGGGCAGUGCUCUGUUGGUGCAGUUCUACAGCGCCGCGGGCUCGUACAGUGGCCAGGACUUUACGUACUCGGUAACUUACAAGUUCGUGAAGAGGCCGGCGGCUAACGCGACGAAGCGGCUCAUUUCCCUGAGGCCCGUGGACCUUUCCUCGCUGAACCUCGGCGAGACCGACACCUGCAACUGCGACGACUUUGCUGACCGCAUCGGGAACUUCAAGAGCUGGUUCAUCGUCCUCCUCGUCCUCGGUGUUAUUAGCUUCGUCGGAGCCAUCAUCACGAUAAUAGCUCUGCUGGUCAAGUGCGCUAAAAUACGAGCUGCCGAAAACAAGCUCCUACAGACUCCCAAUAGAUCGAUAUACUACAAAGGCUCGACCGACUGAGCUCACCGUUGCGCGUU